GUGGAGCCCUCUGGCGGCGGGAACUGUCACUCACCACUUCCAUCUGGGCUACGGAGAGUCUUCCAACACGCGCAGACGCAGUUGCACACCGGCGGCCGUUCAGACCGGAUGUGGUUGCCACUGAGGUCAGUUCCGGCGGGUGACGGUGCGGACGGGUCAGAAGCGUACAGGCGGCGGCAAAAUGGCGGCGCCUGAGGAGCGGGAUCUAACCCAGGAGCAGACAGAGAAGCUGCUACAGUUUCAGGUAGCAGCGAGCACUCCGUGCGGCAGGUGCCGCCUCGAAAUGGGGGGUGGGCCUCUAGAGGAACCCAGAAUUCUCUUCAGAUUGGGCCCGGCAUCCUUCUCAGACCAGCGGGUGUCUCCCUCCCCCCAGACGCCAACUGCCCCGCUUCUCCGGCCCCUGAGCCUGUGUUUGUCGCCGGCCGUUCAGCCAUCGCUGCGGCCAGAUCCGCCUCUCUCCUGCCCUUUUAUCCUCAAAGGAUCAGCUUCCCUGAUUUUCUUCAGCGGCGCCAGUUCUCAGCCAUCCUUCCCAGCGCGGUUACCGGUCGGACCCUCUCAGCCCAACGAUUCCUCUGUAGAUCCGCCCGAGACGCUUGGUCUCCACCGCAGAGUUGGCUUCAGUUCUGGUCUUUGAAAGCGUCCUACCGGCAGCCCAUGUCAUUUCCACAAACAUUUAUCGAGGGGCUCUUGGGUGCCUGGUCCUAUCUUGUGAGCUCUGGUGGGGGUGGGGACCCCUAAAGACAGGCCUGGCCCCCGCCCUAGAUGUGGGAGGACACCAUGUAAGGAGACAGUGUAACAUUCUAAGUUAUCAUCAGUGGCUUCUGACUGAGUUCAUUAUGCGGGGCUUAUUCCUGGACUACCUGUGUUCGACUGGGCUUGAGGAGGGUGGUAACUUGCAGGGGAUCUACCUCAUUGGAGUGGAUGUUAAGAACAUAUGGCACUGGGCACUUACCUUAGAGCUGUGGAAUCUGGUUGAAGGAGGUUACUAGGAUCUGACUGGCAUAGAAUCUAUGGAUCAAUGUCGCCAUACCUUGGAACAGCAUAACUGGAACAUAGAGGCUGCUGUACAGGACAGAUUGAAUGAGCAAGAGGGUGUACCAAGUGUUUUCAACCCGCCUCCUUCCCGACCCCUGCAGGUUAAUACAGCAGACCACAGGAUCUACAGCUAUGUUGUCUCAAGACCACAACCAAGGGGGCUGCUUGGAUGGGGUUAUUACUUGAUAAUGCUUCCAUUCCGGUUUACCUAUUACACGAUACUUGAUAUAUUUAGGUUUGCUCUUCGUUUUAUACGGCCUGACCCUCGCAGCCGGGUCACGGACCCUGUUGGGGACAUUGUUUCAUUUAUGCACUCUUUUGAAGAGAAAUAUGGGAGGGCACACCCUGUCUUCUACCAGGGAACGUACAGCCAGGCACUUAAUGAUGCCAAGCGGGAGCUUCGCUUUCUUUUAGUUUAUCUUCAUGGUGAUGAUCACCAGGACUCUGAUGAGUUCUGCCGCAACACACUCUGUGCCCCUCAAGUUAUUUCACUCAUUAACACUAGGAUGCUGUUCUGGGCGUGUUCCACAAAUAAACCUGAGGGAUACAGGGUAUCCCAGGCUUUGCGAGAGAACACAUAUCCAUUCCUGGCCAUGAUUAUGCUAAAGGAUCGGAGAAUGACUGUGGUGGGACGGUUAGAAGGCCUCAUUCAACCUGAUGACCUCAUUAACCAACUGACAUUUAUCAUGGAUGCGAACCAGACUUACCUGGUGUCAGAACGCCUGGAAAGAGAAGAAAGAAACCAGACCCAGGUGCUGAGACAGCAGCAGGAUGAGGCAUACCUGGCCUCUCUCAGGGCUGACCAGGAGAAAGAAAGAAAGAAACGGGAGGAGCGGGAACGCAAGCGGCGGAAGGAAGAGGAGGUGCAGCAGCAAAAGUUGGCAGAGGAGAAACGGCGACGGAAUUUACAGGAGGAAAAGGAAAAGAAGUUGGAGUGCCUGCCCCCUGAGCCUUCCCCUGACGACCCUGAAAGUGUCAAGAUCAUUUUCAAAUUACCCAAUGAUUCUCGAGUAGAGAGACGAUUCCACUUUUCACAGUCUCUAACAGUAAUCCACGACUUCUUAUUCUCCUUGAAGGAAAGCCCUGAAAAGUUUCAGAUUGAAGCCAACUUCCCCCGACGGGUGCUGCCCUGUGUCCCCUCAGAGGAAUGGCCCAACCCCCCUACACUGCAGGAGGCCGGACUCAGCCACACAGAAGUUCUCUUCGUUCAGGACCUAACAGAUGAAUGACACUUUUUCUUCCUCUCCCCUCCCAUUCCAAUCCCUAAAAGAAAUGGAAAAAAAAAAAAAAGAGAGAGAGAGAAAUUCAUAUUAUUAUUAUUAUAAUACAAUAUUUUUUUUAAAAGACUGCUGCAUCCUAAGGAAGGAUCAGAAACCAUGCUGCCUGCAAGAGUCACAGCCUGUGUGUGUGUGAGGGAGGUUAGCAACGAACGGACCAGCUCGGCAAGCCCCCUUCCCUCCUGUCUGCAUCACGCACCUGCCACCAAAAGGAGACUUUUCACUGGCCACCCACCCAUUGUCAGGACUGGGGAAGGGGACAUUCCCACCAAUUUUCAUUCAUUCUUGUGUUUAUGGAAAAUAAAAAUGAAAAACCUCCAUGAACCAGCUACUACAGCAACUCCUGAGGACUUGCUUCUCCUGCUUCUGGGGAAGAAAGGAAGAGAAGGGACAAAACAAAGGUGUUCCUUGAACUUCCCACAAUUUAUGAGUAACUUUCAAUUUUUUUGUGUUGCUUUAUAAUGACCAAAGGAAUGAGGCUGACAUAGGUUUUUUGUUUUGGGGGGUUUUUUUCCCUUAAUUUUAUUUGAUAAAUAGUUAAUUCCUAAACCCACGAGUUCAUGCCCCUGGCUCCUUGGCCUCCAGGAAUGUAAUAAAGGUGCCUGGGCUGGUUUGUGUUU
Molecule: messenger RNA, 2932 nt
Organism: Loxodonta africana (African savanna elephant)
Lineage: Eukaryota; Metazoa; Chordata; Mammalia; Proboscidea; Elephantidae
Gene: FAF2
Product: Fas associated factor family member 2
Exons: 11
Coding region: 1011-2264 (417 amino acids)
Cellular component (GO): endoplasmic reticulum
Molecular function (GO): ubiquitin binding
Source: RefSeq, a predicted model, not a curated record